UACCAUUCUUUUGUGUGCAGUGCCAAUAUCAGUCAUUGCAGCAUUUAAGAAAAUCAAAUCCCUGGUUCACAACAACUCUCUGCUGGCUAUGGCUCUCCGGACAUCAUCAAAACUUGUCGUUAGUGAUGAUGGAAAGAAAUUAGACGGCAACUGCCUUUUACUGAACUAGAUGUGGAAGAAUUGCAGUCACGCAUUUGUUGUGGCUGAAAAUCUACCUGAGGAUCAUUGUUACCAAAACCUCAUGAAGGUUUUCUCUGCAGUUGGGAGUGUAAAGACGAUUCGUACAUGCUAUCCUCAGACCACAAAUGGCACAAACGCUCAAACUAACAAACCAGCAAAACUUGACAUGCUUUUUGGCAACAGGUUGCAUGCAUUUGUCGAGUACGAGACUGUUGAGGAUGCUGAGAAAGCAGUUGCUGAACUUAAUGAUGAGAGGAACUGGAGAAGUGGGCUCCGAGUUCGUUUGCUGCUUAAAUGCAUGACAAAACAUGGGCCAGGUCGAGGGAGAAAGGGAGGGCAUGAAGGUGAUGUUGAUGGAGAGGACGAUGUCUCCACAUCUAACCUGCCAAAUGAGAAGCAGGUGGAAGAUCCUUCUCAAAUAUCUGAAGCAUCACAUGAUAAUGUGGGUGAGGCUCUUCUCAACGAAAGGGAUGGUGGAUUGAGACGAGGAAGAGGUCGGGGCUGGGGAGGGAGGGGUCGAGGACGUGGCCAGUACAACAGUAAUCGUAAUGGUGGUCAUAUGGUUGGCACACCACCCUCGAGCCAUCCCAUCCACACUGAACAAUCUGUGGUGGCUAACAGGCAACCUCCUGGUCCUCGCAUGCCAGAUGGGACAAGAGGAUUCACCAUGGGUCGGGGAAAGCUGGUAACCCCUGCCAGUAUGGUUUAAUGACCGCUCUAUAAAUGCGUUUUCCUGAAAAAUACAUUUGGUGUGUUGUUGAUAGAAAGGUGUUGUAGUGCUAUUGUAGCUCUGGCUUUGGUUUUGGUAAAUGCCUUCUCUUGGACUUUCUGAUUAGACUUAAAGUCAGAUCCGUACAUUUCUACCUCUUGGGAGUGUUUUUUUGGGGUUUCUGAACUCCAGGUGCAGA
Molecule: messenger RNA, 1088 nt
Organism: Phoenix dactylifera (date palm)
Lineage: Eukaryota; Viridiplantae; Streptophyta; Magnoliopsida; Arecales; Arecaceae
Source: RefSeq, a predicted model, not a curated record